Molecule: messenger RNA, 2274 nt
Organism: Lutzomyia longipalpis
Lineage: Eukaryota; Metazoa; Arthropoda; Insecta; Diptera; Psychodidae
Gene: Ctps
Product: CTP synthase
Exons: 6
Coding region: 64-2037 (657 amino acids)
Biological process (GO): pyrimidine nucleobase biosynthetic process; CTP biosynthetic process
Cellular component (GO): cytoplasm; cytoophidium
Molecular function (GO): CTP synthase activity; identical protein binding
Source: RefSeq, a predicted model, not a curated record
UCCUGCAACUUUGAAGCAGAUACGGAGUGUGGUGAUGGAAGUGACAAAGUAUUUAUUUAGGAAAUGAGUAAAGUUGUGCAAACAGUGGCAAAAAUGAAGUAUAUUUUAGUGACUGGGGGUGUAAUAAGUGGCGUGGGGAAGGGUGUAAUUGCCAGCUCCUUUGGGACAUUGCUAAAUUCCUGCGGAAUCGACGUGACAUCCAUUAAAAUUGAUCCCUACAUCAACAUCGAUGCUGGCACGUUCUCACCCUAUGAGCACGGUGAAGUCUACGUGUUGGAUGAUGGUGGUGAGGUGGAUUUGGAUUUGGGGAACUACGAGAGAUUCCUCGAUGUUACCCUACAUCGUGACAAUAACAUCACAACGGGGAAAAUCUAUCAGAAUGUCAUCCAAAAGGAGCGCAGAGGAGACUAUCUCGGCAAAACAGUACAAGUUGUACCCCACAUCACGGAUGCUAUUCAGGAGUGGGUAGAGCGUGUGGCACAGCAACCUGUUAAGGGAACGGCCAAGCCUCAGGUGUGCAUUGUGGAGCUCGGCGGGACAAUUGGGGACAUCGAAGGAAUGGCCUUUGUCGAGGGUUUCCGGCAGUUUCAGUUUAAAGUCAAGCGUGAGAACUUCUGCUGCGCUCACGUCUCCUUGGUGCCAAUGCCCAAAGCCACGGGUGAAGCAAAGACUAAACCAACACAGGCAAGUGUCCGGGAACUUCGUGGACUGGGACUGAGUCCCGAUCUAAUUGUAUGUCGUUCAGAGAAACCAAUUGGAAAGGAAGUGAAGGAGAAAAUUAGUAAUUUCUGUCACGUAGCCACAGAGCAAGUAAUUUGCAUCCAUGAUCUAUCCUCAAUCUACCAUGUGCCAUUGCUAAUGGAAGAGCACGGUGUUGUGGACUUUCUGGCUGAGAGACUCCAGCUCACCAUUCCCAAUCCCCGACCUAGUAGCCUAAUGAAACGCUGGCGAGAUCUAGCUCAUCGUGUUGAUACAAUUCACAACACCGUUGACAUUGCACUCGUUGGGAAGUACACAAAACUCGAGGAUGCAUAUGCUUCGGUGUCAAAGGCCCUACAACAUGCUGCAAUUGCAUCGGGGUACAAACUAAAUCUCAAAUUCAUCGACGCUAGCCAUUUGGAGAAGCAAACUGAGUCAGAUGAACCAGCAAAGUAUCAUGACGCAUGGAAGGAGUUGGUUUCAAGUGAGGGUGUCAUUGUUCCAGGAGGUUUUGGGUCACGCGGCAUUGAGGGGAAGAUUAAUGCGUGUGAAUGGUGUAGGAAGAAGGAUAAACCAAUUUUGGGCAUUUGCCUUGGGUUGCAAGCGAUGGUGAUUGAAUUUGCGCGGAAUGUACUGAAUUUGAAAGAUGCCAAUUCAACGGAAGUUGAUCCAAACACAAAGAAUCCUCUUGUUAUUGACAUGCCAGAGCAUCAUCCUGGGGAUAUGGGUGGGACAAUGCGGCUGGGCAAGAGGACAACACUCUUCAAGGAAGGAGAAAGUAUUAUCAAGAAACUCUAUAGGAAUCCUAAAAGUGUGAGUGAGAGGCACAGGCAUAGGUAUGAAGUAAAUCCGGCUUAUGUGAAGGAUCUAGAGGACAAUGGACUGAAAUUUGUUGGCUAUGAUGCCGAUAAGGAGCGCAUGGAAAUUAUGGAAUACCCCAAACAUCCGUACUACGUAGCAACGCAAUUUCAUCCGGAAUACCUCUCUCGACCCUUAAAGCCCUCUCCGCCCUUCCUUGGACUCGUUCUGGCUGCAAAGAAUCGCCUAACGCACUACAUGGAUCUCGGAUGCCCCCUAACUGGGCGUUCUAGUGAUGAAAGUAGUGGAGAUGAAUGUGAGAUUCAGAAGGGAAUGAAGAUCUACAACGGGCACAUGGAGGAGUCGGAAAAGAAACCCCUAACCAAUGGACCUGUACCCAAUGGAACCCUUCCAGAAGAACCUCUUCCAAAUGAAUCCCUUCCCAAUGGAACCCUCCCCAAUGGACACCUUCCAAAUGGGCGCCCAAGACGAAACAGCGAUAGUUCUGAUGACUAUCAAGUCUGUAGGAAGAUGUUUUAAGCUACAAGCCUAUAUGGAGCUUUAUAAGAAAAGUUUUUAAAAAUGUUCUCAAAUGUUAAUUUUAUCCGAAAGGACUUUUUUGACGUUUAAAGUGGAAAAAAUAGAUUAAUUUCUUUUAAGGAUAAUACUUCUCUAUUACAAUGCAUUUAAAGAAGAUAAAAUCAUCUCUAUUUUCUCAACUCUGUAUAACUAUAAUCAAUGAAAUAAUCACACAAUAAAAUCAUAGAGAGAAAAUUA